AUGUCGAGUACGCAAACUUUCAAGAUCGCUGCCAUCCCCGGCGACGGCAUCGGCACAGAAAUCACACAAGCCGCCAUCCAAGUCUUGGAUAAACUGGCUGAAGUGGAUGGAAGCUUCAAAUUCGAGUACACAAACUUUGAUUGGAGCAGUAAAGCAUACAAGGAGAGGGGAUGGUACAUGCCACCAGAUGGAAUGGCUCAGCUGCAAAAGCAUGAUGCCAUCUAUUUCGGUGCUGUUGGAUGGCCAGACGUACCCGAUCAUAUCUCGCUCUGGAGUCUGAUCCUUCCCAUCCGCAAGGACAUGAACCAAUACGUCAAUGUCCGUCCCACGCGAAUCCUCCCGGGCACCCGAUCUCCACUCUCGUCCUGCCAAAGUGACCCCUCCACCCUCGACUGGAUCAUCAUCCGCGAGAACAGCGAGGGAGAAUACGCAGGUCAAGGCGGAACAACUCACGAAAACAGCCCCCACACCAUCGCCACCGAACUCGCCAUCUUCAGUCGCGUCGGUAUCGAACGAAUCAUGAGAUUCGCCUUUGAGACGGCAAAAGCAAGGCCGAGGAAGAAGUUGACGAUGGUGACAAAAAGCAAUGCUCAGAGACAUGGUAUGGUUUUGUGGGACAAGGUUUUCUAUGAAGUUGCCGAGGAGUAUCCAGAUGUCGAGCAUGACAAGAUGUUGGUGGAUGCCAUGACGGUGCGUAUGGUCAACAACCCGGAGAGUUUGGAUACUAUUGUGGCGACGAAUCUGCAUGCCGAUAUCCUGAGUGAUUUGGCAGCUGCUCUGAGUGGCAGUAUCGGUAUUGCUCCCAGCAGCAAUCUGGACCCCACGAGAAAGCAUCCUAGUAUGUUUGAGCCCAUCCACGGCAGUGCUCCCGACAUUGCUGGCAAAGGAGUUGCAAAUCCAGUGGGUGCUUUCUGGAGCGCGGCUGAGAUGGUGAGGUGGCUUGGUCAGGGCAAGUUGGAUGGCACUGCAGACAAGCUCAUGCAAGCAAUUGAGAAUGUGACUAAGGCUGGUGUCAAAACGAGGGAUUUGGCGGGAAACAGCAACACCAAAGAAGUGACGGAAGCAGUGUGUAGGGAGAUUGGCAUCGUCUUCAAGAAGUAG
Molecule: messenger RNA, 1101 nt
Organism: Aureobasidium namibiae CBS 147.97
Lineage: Eukaryota; Fungi; Ascomycota; Dothideomycetes; Dothideales; Saccotheciaceae
Product: tartrate dehydrogenase
Exons: 2
Coding region: 1-1101 (366 amino acids)
Molecular function (GO): magnesium ion binding; oxidoreductase activity, acting on the CH-OH group of donors, NAD or NADP as acceptor; NAD binding
Source: RefSeq, a predicted model, not a curated record